Clonostachys rhizophaga is the source of this 438-nucleotide messenger RNA. Lineage: Eukaryota; Fungi; Ascomycota; Sordariomycetes; Hypocreales; Bionectriaceae. The record is from the annotation of a GenBank genome assembly.
AUGGGCUCCAGCAAAUUUCCUCUAGCAAACGAAACUGGGGAGGAAUCCACAUACGGCGGAAGUGAUGAGGGUGCCGCCGGCUCGAGCUCAAGCUCCGGGCCCGUCUUGAGCACAGGAGGGAUGAUUGCGAUCAUCGUAGUAAUUGUUAUCGUGGCAAUAUUAGGUGCAACGAUGGCGACACUAUUCUUCAUCGCUAAGAGGCGAGAAUGGACAAUGAAGGAAACCCUCAGACGAUCAGCACGCAGAGUGAAGACAGCACUUACACCCAGGCGAACCGAGUUCCCUGACUAUGUCAAGAAUGGUCCUAUCUCUUCCCAUCGAGCGCGUACCAGACUUGCAGAUGUUCCCCCAACCCCACGGCUGCGUCCAGAGGAUAUCGAAAAGGCCAUGGCUAAGUCAGAGGUGAAGAGCAAAGGUCCUAGGUGGCCUGGAAAAUAA